Messenger RNA from Psilocybe cubensis, 1506 nucleotides. RefSeq lists its product as uncharacterized. The record is from RefSeq and is a predicted model, not a curated record. Lineage: Eukaryota; Fungi; Basidiomycota; Agaricomycetes; Agaricales; Agrocybaceae. Gene Ontology annotation, cellular component: membrane. The transcript is spliced from 2 exons. Gene Ontology annotation, biological process: transmembrane transport. The coding region runs from base 1 to 1506 and encodes 501 amino acids.
AUGGCUAUCACACUCGACAUCACGGGUGUUUUGCAGGCCGCUGCUUUCUGGGUCAGCAAUAAAGGAGGAUCCAAUGGAUGGAAACUAUUCCUGUACUUUUACAUGAUGUUGACGGCACUCAGUGUUUGUCUCGGCAAUGACCCUGUUAUUCUCUCUGGAACAGCCUUUCUGGUGUAUUACACUAAGGUUAAUGAGCUCAAUCCAAUCGCGUGGCUUAUGUCUGAAUUUGCCGCUGCAAAUACUGCAAGUAUGGUCUUAUUUGUUGGAAAUCCCACCAAUGUCGUCGUUUGCGAGGGCUUUCGAAUCAACAACGCCGCGUUCACCGUUUACACCAUUCUUCCGUUUCUGGCGUGUAGCAUCACCUGCUUCGUUGCACUAGCUGCUCAGUUUCACAAGUCAAAGUAUCUCCCGAAAGAUCUUAAUGUUGCAGGAGACCUAGAUGUACGGUCAGUUUUACUCGAUCCUAGGGGUGCAUGGGUCGGCAGCAUAUUACUUGGGACUUGCUUGGUUGUUAUCAUUGUGGUGAGCUUUUUCCACGUCGACGUUUGGAAGAUUAGCUUGCCCUUUGCUGUUGCCAAAUUCAUUUAUGAUAUCGGGUGGGACCACUAUCGCUUUCUCCACAAAAUACCGACUGGUCAUGAUAAAGCCAAACGAUCGGACGAAGAUUUGGCCAAUGUCGAGGAAGAUAUUGUUCUCGAUCAACUGGGUCAUCGCAGAGAAAAUCCCUCUGGCAAUGUACCCAAGCUAUUGGCGGAAACGCCACGGGCCGUGACUUUUGAAGACACUGGAAAUUUACCGUCCCUUAUGCCUUCUUCGACACAAACCAGAAAUAAUACUCGCUCAAAUACCAUGAAUACUACAAGAACAAUAGUGGAAACGAAGCCAGGUCAUCGAGAAGAUUCACGUAAACACACCUUGUCGUUCCCUUUUCUAACUCGCCUUCGUCUUGUUCUCUUGUCUUAUCAAAACGGAAUGUCGGCACGCUUUCCCACAUUGUAUACGGCAUUUCCUCGACUACCUUUCGCCCUCAUUCCAUUUGCUUUUUCACAGUUCAUAUUGAUCGAGGGUCUGGCUCACCAAGGUUGGAUAGAUAUAUUCGCCCGAUGGCUUGUAAUUGCUACAGGACGCCAAAUGUACCCCACAAUAUGGCUGGUAGGAGUCCUUGGUGUCAUUCUCUGUAACUUAAGCGGAACAAACAUUGGCGCCACUAUUCUGCUCACAAAGGUUGUUCGAUCGGCGCUAGUGUCCGCACCUCCAGAUUCCGACGUCAACCUCGAAGCAUUCAGUCGAGCAGCAGGCAUCGCGCUUGCAGUGGCGUCCAACAUCGGCGCUGUAUCGUUUACUUUCAGCGCAUCUCUGGCGGGAUUGCUGUGGAAGCAGAUCCUGAAUCAAAAGGGAAUCUUCAUCAAGCAAACAACGUUUGCGUGGUGGAAUUUGGCGCCGUUAGCGGUUAUGACAGGCGUAGGACUUGCAGUGGUUUGUGCGGAGAUGGCUGUUCUUUUCUAA